AUGUCGAACUCUGGGGGAAGAUUUGCACCUUACAGAAAUGCCCUCACCGCGGUGUCUGGGAGGACAGGAACACCGCUACCUUCUCUCAUAAUCUCCUUUGCCAUCCUUCAUGAGUUGACUGCCAUCGUUCCCAUCGUGGGCAUUUUUUACACGGCACGCAGUCUAAACGCAGGUGAACGGGCUGUCAAUGCUGUUGCUCUCAAACGGGAUGGCUCUAUCGACGACCAGUAUUGGGUGAACGCUCGGCUGAGAUCGUGGGUUGAUGAGGGCGAGCAAUGGGCUGGUCGCGUUGGACGUCGAUAUGGCAUCUUCGGCUUUGAGAAAGGCAAGGUUGUUGACCAGACCCAGACGAGCGAGUUGUCUGGUAAGCUAGCGGGGGACGUUGCUAAUGCGGUUCUGGCUUACGGUGCAGUCAAGUCAAAUUGGCUCUUCAAAGACUUGUUCCACCUUUGGCGAUGCCUCAUUCCCUGGGGAGAGCGCUUCUAUCUCGUCCUAGUGUUUCGUGCUACAUGCGAUUUCAGCGGAGCACACCUGGAUGGUUUAGGUACAUGUCCCACCUUCAGGCUAUAGCCUGCUAUCAUAUCUUAUUAGAAC
Molecule: messenger RNA, 594 nt
Organism: Suillus fuscotomentosus
Lineage: Eukaryota; Fungi; Basidiomycota; Agaricomycetes; Boletales; Suillaceae
Exons: 2
Coding region: 1-570 (189 amino acids)
Source: RefSeq, a predicted model, not a curated record